UUCUAAACGUGUUACUGAUACGUUGUAGUGUAAUAAAUAAACUCAUAAUUAUUCAAAAUGCUAAUUACAAAGACGUUUUUCAUUUUAGUACUUACAUACUCUGUGACAAGCAGUGAAUUUGACGAUGACAUUAGCCAGCAACAUUUUUUAAUAAAAAGUUACAAUUAUAAUCAUCCACCGUUGUUGGAAUCAUAUGAAGUUAUACCGGAUGCAGAUAAAUUAGAAGUCCGAAAAGUACGUCAAGUGAAAUCACUUGAAUACGAGAAGAAAGAAGAUGCUUUAAAAACCUUAAAUUCAAAUUCAGAAAUACCUGUCACUGUCGUUUACGAUCUAGAAACUGAUAUUUUAAGCUCUAAUAAUAACCAACAACCUAAUAAAAUCAAGAGACGGAAGCAAACAAGAAGGCCUAAUAAAGAAAGAAAAGAAGAAGUCAAAGAAACAGAAAACCUUUAUUUGACAACAGUUGAAAAUAAAGAAAGUUCGACUGAAAAGGUUCUAGUUACUUCACCAAGUCCAAAGACAGUUGUACCAAAAAUGUUCACUAAAAGGCCGCCGGAAGACAAUCCAGUUGUUAAAAAAAUUAGACAAAGGGAACCUUGGGUAAAAAUCGUAGAAGAGACAAACUAUGUAUAUGCACAUAACGGUAACUUUCAUUAUAGUUUUGAAGGUGCUGAUGGUACGAAAGUUUCGAGUGAAGGUGAAUUGAAGUCUUACAGCAAUGACAAAACUGGUGAAGCCGUAGUAGGAAGCGUUUUUUACACAGACAAUGAAGGAAAUGACUUCAGUUUAUCAUACACGGCAGAUGAGAAUGGAUAUCGCCCCCACGGUGAUCAUUUGCCAACACCGCCUCCAAUCCCCCCAGCAAUCGCUCGAGCUCUCAAGCAUCUUGCCACGAAGACGACACCAGAGCCCGUCACUGAAGCAACGAAAAAAUCACAUUCGAUUUUAUAGAUUAUAAAUUAACGGACAUACUCAUAAGCAUUAUAUAGUGGGUGUUUAGUUAAACACUAAUUUUAUAUUUAUAGAU
Molecule: messenger RNA, 1027 nt
Organism: Vanessa atalanta (red admiral)
Lineage: Eukaryota; Metazoa; Arthropoda; Insecta; Lepidoptera; Nymphalidae
Gene: CPR36
Exons: 3
Coding region: 58-951 (297 amino acids)
Cellular component (GO): chitin-based extracellular matrix
Molecular function (GO): structural constituent of chitin-based larval cuticle
Source: RefSeq, a predicted model, not a curated record